UUUUUUUUUUUGAAGUCUUCUGGCAAGAGUCCCGGGCUCGUGACCGAUACACACACACAUUCGGCCUCCUCCUUGCGCAGCUCCAAACUCGACGAACUCAUCAGCGGCCGCGCCGGCGGAUUUCUCGACACAAAUCGGCAGCCGGCCGGCGGAUUUCUCGACAGAAAUCAGCAGCCGAUGGACACUGAAUUCUGUUCGGUGUACGACGUGCCGAUCGACCAGCUGAUCAACGUACCCCCAGAUGAGAGCGAUCUCCACAGAUGUUGGGAAGACUUUGGAGGCCAACUUGUAGUUCCACACUGUCCAUCUACUUACGACGAGGCGCCAGACGCCACGCCGCUGGAGCCGGAGAGAGGCUGGAGGCGCAAGAGAGGCCCUCGGAAGAGAAGGGUACUGUUAUGCACAGAUCAAAUCUGGCAUCUCGGUAACCAUUUUGGGGACACGUCCUGCCCUCUCCCGAACACGCCCACCGCGAGUGAAGGCCAAGAAUGUGCACGUAGAACCAACAACGGCCACUGGACACCUGAAGAGGUUGCGACGCUGGUGGAUGGCGUCGAAGACUGCGGGGUUGCACGAUGGUCUGCGAUGAAGAAGAAAUGGUUUCCAGAGUCUGUUCGAUCUGCAAUCAAUCUCAAGGAUAAGUGGAGAAAUCUCCUGGAAUCGUACACGGGAAAUGCCGAAAGACGACGCUAUCUGCAUCUUGACAAGAAACUGAUCAAACGAAUCCAAAAGGCAGCACUCGACAACCCGUAUCCAAAACCAAGGGGCACCGACGAAUGAUGAAGGGGCAAUUGCCUAGGAUUUUUUACAUCCUGAGGAAGUCCCUUGUAAAUCACUCGCUUACCAACGGAGGCAUGAUGUUUUAGUAGUACAGCGUUUAGUAGUGCAGUGUUUAGCUAACAUUAUUUGAAGGCAAGAUGUUGUAGCGUUGCCUGAAUGCACACUCUAUGUGUGGCUACCUUCCUUGUAUGAUCUCUGAAUAUGUGAGAGAUGUGUCCUACUUUAGUGUACAGAUCGCCCAGUAAAACUAUGCAUGGGCUUGAGUUGGUGAUCUUUAGAAAUGAUCAUGUUGUUAUUGCACAAGCUGACAAGCAGAAGGUUGACUCAA
Messenger RNA from Hordeum vulgare subsp. vulgare (domesticated barley), 1108 nucleotides. RefSeq lists its product as uncharacterized. Bases 178 to 780 code for a protein of 200 amino acids. The record is from RefSeq and is a predicted model, not a curated record. NCBI's taxonomy places the organism in Eukaryota, Viridiplantae, Streptophyta, Magnoliopsida, Poales, Poaceae. The transcript is spliced from 6 exons.